Molecule: messenger RNA, 1845 nt
Organism: Symbiodinium necroappetens
Lineage: Eukaryota; Dinophyceae; Suessiales; Symbiodiniaceae
Source: the annotation of a GenBank genome assembly
AUGGGGACCUCUCCUUCCUCGUGCUGUGCAUCCAACCUGGGCGAUGCCUCCGAAAUGGUCAAGGACUCCAACGUUCCAGGGCGAUUUGGGAAGGACUCUCACACCUUCGAGAAUGGUGCCACUUACACCGGCGAGUGGAAAGGAACUUGCAGGCACGGCAAAGGCGCGCAGAUUUGGCCCGAUGGUGCACGAUACGAAGGCGAUUGGAUAGAUGACAAGGCCACCGGCUCCGGAAGAUUCGAGCAUGUUGAUGGCGAUGUCUACGAAGGUCAGUGGAGAGAUGACAAGGCACACGGCCAUGGCACCUACUACCACGCUGACGGAUCCAAGUACGAGGGCCAGUGGCAGGACGACAAGCAGCACGGCCAAGGGACCGAGAUGUGGCCGGACGGGGCCAAGUACACCGGGUCCUAUGUGCAUGGCAACAAGUCAGGGCCAGGCCAUUUUGCCUGGGCAGACGGCUCCAGCUAUCAGGGAGAGUUUCUGAACAAUGACAUUCACGGGGCUGGCAUCUACAAGUGGAGCGACGGAAGAAAGUUUGACGGCCAAUGGGCCCGCAACAGGAUGCAUGGAUUCGGGCAGUUCAGCUGGGUGGAUGGUCGCAGCUACGAGGGCCAGUAUGUCAGCGACCAGAAGGACGGCGAGGGAGCAUUUGGGCAUCUCUGCAGGGCAUCUUCAGAUGGCCUGACGGCGACGUGCCUGCACUUAGUGGCCUUUGACGGUGCCGGCCUCCAAAACGUUAGCCGACAGUACGAUGGACAAUGGAAGAAUGGCAAGCAACAUGGCAUUGGCAUCUACUGCACCGCGCGAGGUGACAAGCGCCGAGGUGAGUGGGAAGAAGGACGCCGCACGUGUUGGCUUGGCCCGGCCGAGCAACAAAAGACGGAGAACGACGGUGUUUCUUUGCCAUGGCUCUGUGCUGUUCAGCGCGAAUUCGGCGUUUCCUGCAAAGAGCUGGACACCACUGAAAUUUACCAGGCUAAGAUUACCUGGAAGCUGCGCUACCUGCAUUGGCUCCUUGACUGCGAUUCUAGAUCUGAGAGGAUUGCGCGUUCCGACGUGGCCUUGCCAUUUGCCUGGCCGUCGCACGCAUGGCUACAGAUCUUCAACGGGACUGACAGCACGGACCAGCGAAAGUCGGCAAAGGUCCAGUGCCCGUUGACCCUGACCUGGCGAUCUGACGGGCCUUGGCGCGGGUACGCAUGGGGGCCGGCUGUGGUCGUCGAGGUGAUGAAGUAUGUCCACCUGUCUCUUAUCCUCUCGUGGCCUGCCAAGCUUAAAGAGUGCUGGUAUACUGUCCGACAAGAAGCGAUGGUGGCACUUCAGAAAGCGGCUAUCGGCGGAGAUGGAGGCACGGUAGACGUGGAGACGGACGAUCUUUUCGUCGUCAUAUCACCUGCUUAUGCCUUCUUUCACAAGGCCAUUGAGAAGGAAGGACUAGACGGGGGACUCUGCGAAGUGCUGGACAGAGGCGAUGCCUUCGGCGAAGCAUUCCACCUAUUUGCACAGCAGGUCAAUGUGGCACAGAUCGCCCAGUUCUGUCCGAGUCCUCUGGACAAAGCUCUUGGAAAGACAGCUUACGAGGUGGUAAGAGGGGAGGCCCCGGCUCCCGGUGACUGCGGCGAACAUUUGGAGUGUCAGCAGGCGGCGGACAUGUUCUGUCCCCUCUGCCUGCACUCAGACCACUUGGAAGGCGAGUAUUGGUUUCCUGUUGACAUGAUGGCUGCGACCGUGAUGAAUGCCUUGGCCGCUGGAGUCGGUGUAACUGCUGACCACCUCGAUGGCCUCUCCAAGCGCUGCAAGCACUUCUUUGAAGGGAAGUUCUUCGGGCCAAAGUUCCAUUGA